Messenger RNA from Penicillium brasilianum, 3939 nucleotides. The record is from the annotation of a GenBank genome assembly. NCBI's taxonomy places the organism in Eukaryota, Fungi, Ascomycota, Eurotiomycetes, Eurotiales, Aspergillaceae.
AUGAAUAGCUGGUUGUCUUCAAAUCAUACAGCCGACGAGCAGCCGUUGAACUCCCAGUACUCUGGCUGGCCGUCGACUGUCAACACCAGCAAUCAACCAUCGCCGAAUCGUCGAGAGCAUGCAGUGCAGCCGCUUCUGCUAACGACCGCGUUGAAUUCCUCGCAGUUCCAUCACGCGUUAACUCCGCUGUCUUCCACAUCGCUGUCGAGUCCAUUCACCCACGGUCAAUCUCCCGCCGUUUCGACACCAUCCAACGGCAGAUCGGCAUCGUCCUCCUCCUCAAUGGCGUCGAGGCAGUAUAGCGUCCCGUAUAACCCGCAGGACUGGGGGCCUGUAGGUGGGAACCAUAGCCAGUCUGCAUAUUCUCAGCAAGCUUCUGUUCAUCAUGUUGCGCCUCAGCAGCGACUCCAUGCAGAUUCGUCUCUGUCACCACCGCCUCCACCAUACUCACCUCCACACAAUCAGACUUCGGUGCCACGAGAUUCUUACGGUCAGGCGAGCUCGAGUAUGGCAGCGACCCCUAAUGUCACGCUACCGCACCAGUCCUACAGAACAAACGAGUAUGACAACACUGCAGAAUACCAUCGACGCUCUGUCCCUCGCCCGCGCCCCGUGUCUAUGAUAUACGGCAAUGAUGUGGAGUUGCACCGGCAAUCUUUACCCCCUCCACCGCCUCACCAAGGAAGCCUUGGCUCCAGAUCAAAUUCUCAGAAUCGGGUUAAUGCAUAUCAGGGCUCCCCUCCCAAUAAUGCUUCGACAAGUGGGCAGUCUCGUAUGACUUUGACCUCGUAUGAGCAGCCUCUUCCAUCACCGGCGUUUCAAAGCAACGGUAUCGAAAGUUCAGCAGGGCAAUUGGACGCGCCGCUAAGACCGCCUGCAUCCAGACGAGCUGCCUCUGCGGGCGCCAUUGUGAGUAGUACAAGCUCGUCAAGACCCUCGAGUCUAUCACGAGGACCGUCGCCAGCGAAUGGCUGGGAGCCUGGUAUGCCUCUUCCACCACCUCCCCCGGGACCGCCACCUGCGGGGAGGUCGGUGAGUGUGAGUGGCUCAUCAGAGUCAUCGUCUGCAAGGAUGAGUCAGGGCCCAAGCCGGACACGCGCUCGUCCACCACCAUUGAUGGGAACUGGUUUGGGCAGCAUCCCACCAACACCGGCUGAUUGGGUAGACGAAGAAUAUAUCAACCACCGACCGAGCAGGGAUCGAGAACCGCUGCAUAUUGACACCAACAAGGCUAUGAAGACACCAGACUUGCCAGAUACCCUAGAUUCAAAUGGCCAGUUGCAACAGUCCCAGAGAACGCCUGGGAGUGGAGGCAGCGGUCUCUUCCGCAGCCCGGCUAUUCGAGACCCUAGCGCCAAAGGUAUCCGUGAAAGGAGGAUCGAGCGGCGGAAUAGGCAAAGUCAACAUUUCGAGGACAUGAGCGCUGUGUCUUCUACCAGUGGAAACCCCUGGGCUGAUGCCUUGGAGAAUAUCGUGCCAUCCAAUCUUGUUCUUCCCGAACCGAAAAAUAGCCCGGAGCAUACCCGUCAAUCGUCGUCUUCACGGUUUACUCCACGAAGCACGAGAAGCAUUGGCUCAGAUAGCCAGCACCCAACAUCUCGAUCAAGGGCAUCCUCCGGUGGCCUUUUCUCUGAUAGAUCAUCUUCCUACUCAACACCUAAGCCAGAACAGAGUCCCGUAGGACCUUCAGCUGCAUUUGCAAACACCCCACCCUUUUCACCCAAUGGAGAAUCGUCGGCUCGUUAUAAAGAUGAUACUCAAGCGAUACCACCAAAAGCUCUACCAACGCCACCUCUCAAUUCUGCCAAAGAACCUCAACCACGGUCGCGUGCUACGUCUAGGGGGACAGAGGAACGCCCAAUAUCUCAUAUAUUGCACCUUCCUAAUGAUGGCAUCCCCGGGAUCAAGCCACUGUCACCACGCAGAUUGCCUACUCAGCAGACAGUUCAACAGACUUCGCUGGAGUCACUCAUAAAGCGGGACACUGAAUUUAUCCAGAACUCAAUACAAAGGCACAAGAAAUUCAUCGAGGAAGAAGCCGCAGCUGUAAAUGAGGCGGACGCCUUGAGGAUUUUCAACGAUUUUAUCAUUGCCGAGUCUCAGAUACGCCGUCAGCGAUACGCCAAUGUGUUCGAUGCAGCUUCGACUCAGAUUGAUGAUGUACGUCGCAAACUUUUCGAAGCACCCAAGAGUCAACCUGUUGGGCCAUCGAACAAGCCUGCGAAGCCGGCACCCACACUGGAGAUACCGUCGAACCGGCCCAACCGGCCGGAAUCCGCCUGGUGGAAUAACUAUCAGCCAUGUCUCUCCCCGAUCGCCAGUCUCGGCAUGAGUAAUGAUGAGAUGAGCUCCAGAGGCAGGGCACCCAGCCGAUGGUGGGAAUCCAAGACCGGCUCUAGCAGCGAAGGUGGUGAACGGAGGAUCCAGCGAUCUAAAAGAGAGUCAAAAUACAUGGGAUUGCCCCGGGAGGCGAUGCAGUGGGAUCAGGAGCGAACACCUUCCAGGCUUGACGAUGCGGGUGCGAAUUAUACAGGGCAGCAGGUGCCUUACGGCCCAGACGAGUAUCCACCAGAGAAACUUGGCUGGCAUGAAGAGACCGCCGGUUACCCUGCUGCUGGGAGAAAUGGAGCUACCCAGAUGAUGGGGAGUCAAAGGCUAGAUAUUUCGCGACUGGUCACUAUGCCUCCGCCAUACCCGCGCCAUUAUCCGGCAGUCAAUAACAGCCAUCCGGACCUUGUGUCUUACCGAACCACUGUCCGAUCCAUCACGGAUCUUUCGGAGAUCAAGGCCACCCGAGAGCGUUACAAAGUCGAUAUAGAAAAGAUGACCCAAGAGUACAGAGACCAGGUCAAUGAAGGGCGUCGCCAAUUCAAGGCGAACAUCCAGAGCCAGAUCCAGGAAGGAAGCCUCAGUUUUGCUGAAGCUGCCGAAGCCGAAGCUGCAAUGUUGGUCGAUCAGAACAAGCGUGAGCGGGAUUUGGCAAAGCGACAGCUCGACAGUUACCAAGAAACCGUGCUCAAGCCUAUGAAUGCCAUCCUUGCCGAUAGGAUCAGCAGGGCAACCACGUGCAUCGACGAGUUGAGCAGUAGGCUAUUCGAUGAUGCUCAGCAUGAGACGCCUGACCAAACACAGGAAGAAGGUGACGAGAAACCUGAGCUCCUGGAGAAGUUGACGCAACUUAAAUGGCUCUUUGAAGCUCGCGAACAACUUCACCGCGAAACGUUCGACCUUGUCAGCGACCGCGACGAGAAAUACAAAUUCGUUGCUCUGUUGCCGUAUCAACAAGGCAAAAACAAAGAGAAGCUCCGAGAAACCCAAGCAUUCUUCUCAAAAGAUGCUUUGGACCGACGCGUUCAGUACGAGACCUCGGCACUUACCCGUCUAGAAUCCUUCCUGGACGUGAUUGAGCAAAACGUCGUCCGCGGAGUCGAGGUACAACUUUCCGCAUUCUGGGACAUUGCACCAUCCCUCCUCGCCUUGGUCCAACAAGUCCCCGAAAACCUUCGUGGCUUCCAAGUCCAAAUCCCCGCGAACGAGUACGAAGAGAACCCAAGCUAUCACGCUCAUCCACUGCAGUACCUCUAUUCACUCCUCUCGCACGCCGAAAAGUCUAGCUAUCAAUACAUCGAAUCUCAGACUAACCUCCUCUGCCUGCUGCACGAAGUACGAUCUGCCGUGAUGCGCGCUAGCCGCAAUCUUGCCGAGGCAGAGAUGAUCUGGCAGGGUGAGUCUGAGGAGACCGUUCGUCGGGAGAUGCAGGCGGCCAGGGCUGAUGAGGAGCUUACCCUCACGACGGAUCUUAAGGAGAAAGUUGCAACCGUCGAAGGUCAGUGGACCGAGGCUUUGGGAAGUCAAAUCCAGGGGCUGCGUCAACGAGUCAAGGAUCAGCUGUUGGUUGAAGAUGGGUGGGAAGAUCUAGAGCAAUUGGAACAGGAAUAG